AUGAAAUAUGAACAAUAAUAUUUAUUCAGUUCUUAUGAUGUUAACAGUAGAGAAAUUUAUGAUAUGAAUUAAACUAUUUAAUUAAUUAAAGGAGUAUCUAGGAUUCCUUUAUUAAUGAUUAUAAUCGUUGUUGGAGAUGAAAAAGUUUAAACAGAUGAGAAUACUUGA
Molecule: messenger RNA, 168 nt
Organism: Paramecium sonneborni
Lineage: Eukaryota; Ciliophora; Oligohymenophorea; Peniculida; Parameciidae
Source: the annotation of a GenBank genome assembly